UGAUCUAUAAAACAGGCCUGCAUGAGGCAUUGUCAUGGGUUCUUGGCCUCCAGUUGGACUUGUGGAGGGCACUGAUAUGGGCUCUAGAUUCAGCUGUACUCAUGCAGGACAUUACUAUGGAAUCCAGGAUCUCAGCUGGAUUCUUUGGUCUUUAAUGUGUGUGGACAGAUUUCCUACACUUUUUGUAUAUGACUCUUUGGGUGAGUAUUAUAAAAUAAUCUUAGAAUGCAGUGUCCUGUAUUGCAGUUUCCCCUUUCAAAACCCCAAACUACAACAGGAUCGGUAUCUAAAAAUAUAUAAGAAACUCAAUAACAAGACAAAACUUAAUUACAAAAGAAGAAGGCAUGAUGUUUUUAUUCACCUUUCCUGUAAGUGAGAAAAAAUACCUGACAUCCUUAAAUUAACAGAAGAGAAAGUUAUUUUGGUUCCUAGUUUCACUGGGCUUAGUCCAUGGUCCACUGGCUCCAAAGCACAACCAGGAGAGUCGAAGGGAUGAUGGAGGAAAGUGAAUUAAGUCAUGACUGUCUGGAAGCAGAGAGACAACAGAGGAUACAGAGAUAAGAAUGUAUACUUCUACAUCAUAUCACCAGUGGCCCACCUCUAACCAUGCAUCAGUUCCCAACAGCACAUUCAGCUACUGACCUCCUCAACAGAUAUAUCCACUGGUAAGUACAGCACCCUAAUGAUCCAUUCCACUUCCAAACACAUGAGAGUUUGGGGGUAGUUUUUAGACCUAAAUCAUAACAUUCCACUCUUGAGCCCCAGGAGGCUCAAGUCCAUCUCAUUCUGCAAAAUGCAUUUAGUUCAUCUCUAAGAGUUGACAGUCUUGACAGUAUGAGCAUUGCUGAAAAUUCCAGCUCCAAUGUCUCCUCUGAGAAUCAAGACAUACUCAGCUGUGAGUCCUGUUAAAGAUAAAAAAGAAAGUUAAAUGUUUCCAGCAUAAAAUGGCACAAGACAAACAUUCCCACUCCAAAAGGGAUAUAUGGCAGGAUAGAAGAGAAGUGGACCAAAGCGAAACCAAAACAAUCAGGGCAAAUACUAAAUGCCAUAGUUCCAUAGACAGCACCCAGAGAGGGUUGUGUUGAUGUGUUAAUUCCACAGAGCUUGGGCAGCUCUGUCCCUGUAGAAUUGCUGGUCACAGCCCAUAUGCCCUCACUCUUGGGCUAUUUCUGGUCACUUUCUGCAGCUUUCCUCAGCAGAGACUCCACAGUCCUGGUUUCUUCAAUUUCCUAGGGUUUCCAUUGUACCUUUGAGUUAUACUCACAGCUUCAUGUAUUGCUCUAGGAGGAUGUCCUUACCAGGCCUCUUAGGCCUUCCAUUGAAAUCUGAGGAGAAACCUCCAUGAUUCCAUAACUCUUGCAUUUUGUAUACCUGAAAAGUUAGCACUAUGUGAGUGAUGCCAGGGUCUUCCACCACCUCAUGCGGGAGCUGGCUUCCUUGGGUCAUGGCUGGUGUGGGAUCAACAUGCAGACAAAAGACGACUCGAUUGUGGUGGACCCAUCUCAGCCGGACCUGGUCAUCAAUGUAGGAAAAGUGACUUUUGGUGAAGAAAACAGAAAAAAGCUGCAGAAAAAUCAGAGAGAUCAAGAGAAGAAGAAAGUUGUGCGGGCUGCAUGUGCUUUGCUAAACUCAGGAGGAGGAGUGAUUCACACAGAAAUGGCAAAUGAAGAUGACCAUCCUGUGGAGAUGGGCCAGGACUUAGAGCAGGCCCUGAGAGAGCUGAUUCAGUCUUCAGAUGUUCUUCAGGCUUUCAUAGAGUGCCUGCAACAAGGAAGGCAUUCCUACAUUUAUGUGAAGUCUUGGAGCAGCGGCCCUCCGUCUGAAGACAGUUGCACCAAGCCGAGAAUUUGCAGCCUGAGUUCUUCUCUGUACCGUAGAUCCAGCACCUCUGUGAUUCGCCUGGAUCCAAGACAGGCACUCGAUUUCCUGAAGACCCAGAAAAGGAAUGCAAAGCAUACUCUGAGGAAUGAAGAAUCUCCACCUAGUGAAAUCCCCAACAUUAUACAUCAGAACGUCUCUGAAUCAAAUCCUGCUUUCCAAGUUUUCCAAAGCAACAAGAUUGAACAUGGUCACAUCCUACCUUUUCCGGAGUCUCAAUCUGUAGAGUUUAAACAGUACUCCACAAAAUGCAUUCAAGAAUAUGUGAGAAGAAAAAUUCCAGAAUACAUCUCUGCAUUUGCCAACACUGAAGGAGGCUAUCUUUUUAUUGGAGUGGAUGAUAAACGUAAGACAGUCCUGGGAUGUGCAAAGGAAGAUGUUGACCCUGACUCUUUGCAAAGAGUGAUAGCAGGAGCAAUUUCCAAGAUGCCGGUCUUCCAUUUUUGCUCCACUGAUGCACGAGUGUCCUAUGAGACCAAAGUUAUAGAUGUGUUUAAAAAGGAAAACUUAUAUGGUUACCUCGUUGUGGUCAAAGUGGAGCCAUUCUGCUGUGCGGUGUUCUCGGAAGCUCCUAUUUCAUGGAUAGUGAAUCAGAAGCAGGAAAUCAUCAGCCUGAACACAAAGGAAUGGGUAGCAAAGAUGAUGGACACGGAUCCAGAUUUGGCUGAAGGUUUCAAAUCUCUGCUGAUUUCAUCCAACAUUCCUCCAUGCUGCAGACCGGUUUAUUUUAGAAAAGUUCCAGAACCUAAAGCCAGUAUCCAACAACAUUUGUUUUCAGGACAUUUGCAGUAUAUCCCUGAAUCUCUCUGGAAGGAGCUGUCCUCACAGCAUGAAGGAUUGGAAGAGUUAAUACAUCAGCAAAUACCUCCUGCCUCCUGCGGAACUCUGAUCUUUUCUAGAAGCUUGGCUGUGGACCUGAACUUGGAAGAGAAGCCGGAAGUCAUCUGUGAUGCUCUGCUUAUUGCAAAGAACAGACCCCCCACUCUUUACACCAUUCUUGGGGGGCAGGAUGCAGAAGCACAAGACUACUGCACCCGCACUGCUUUGACACUGAAGCAAAAGCUGGUGAACGUGGGUGGCUACUCUGGGAAGUUGUGUGUCAUUCCCAAGGCCCUCUGCCUCAGUCCCAAUGUCAGUGCAGUGUCCUUAACGGUGUCAAGCCCUCAGAUAGAUUAUCCCUGUUCCUAUAACCUAGCAGACACCCAGCAAAUGGAAGCCUUGCUGCAGGCCUUUGUGAUUGUCUUACCUGACUUCAAAUCUUUCCUUAGUUACAACCUUGAGAAGAUUUUAAAUCUUUUCAGAGCUAUAGAGAAUGAGAUUUUAACCCAAAACCUCCACGAUUGCAGAGAUUUGUUUGUCCAUGGCUUACCUGGCUCAGAAAAGACAAUCAUGGCCAUGAAGAUCAUGGAAAAGAUAGGAAUGUGUGCCUCUACAUUCAAGCAGAAGCUGGUGAACAUGGUUGUAAAUGUGUGUGUCAUGACCAAGGUCCUCUCCCCCUGCCAAGUGGAUUCAUGGUGUCAAGGGAACCUUAAAAAUGGAGAGACACCUGAGUCUGAAUCAAACAAUAACCUAUGUGACACACGCCUACAAGCCUCUUCUUGAAAGGAGCUAUUCAUCCAAAGAUGCUGUGCUUGUCAGUACUGCAAGUGAUGUGGACAUGAAUAUUAUAAUAAUGACACAGAGUGCAGCACUCAC
Messenger RNA from Chinchilla lanigera (long-tailed chinchilla), 3573 nucleotides. RefSeq names its product schlafen family member 11 (gene Slfn11). Gene Ontology annotation, molecular function: tRNA binding. The record is from RefSeq and is a predicted model, not a curated record. Lineage: Eukaryota; Metazoa; Chordata; Mammalia; Rodentia; Chinchillidae. Gene Ontology annotation, biological process: defense response to virus.